Molecule: messenger RNA, 4680 nt
Organism: Megalops cyprinoides (Indo-Pacific tarpon)
Lineage: Eukaryota; Metazoa; Chordata; Actinopteri; Elopiformes; Megalopidae
Product: disabled homolog 2
Exons: 15
Coding region: 397-2607 (736 amino acids)
Biological process (GO): positive regulation of endocytosis; receptor-mediated endocytosis; negative regulation of canonical Wnt signaling pathway
Cellular component (GO): plasma membrane
Source: RefSeq, a predicted model, not a curated record
GCAGUCUGGCGCACACGGAGUUAAACCUCUGACCCAGUAGUUCCACACUGAGGGAGUCACUCGACCCAAGCAGCGGUAACAUCACAGCGCAUUCCUGCGCAGAUCUUAGCUGCCAACAUCUGAUUAGAACCAUCGCUGUCUGAGGUCUAGAGUUCCUCAAUUCACACAAGGACUGGAAACGUGGAGAGGUAGACGGGACCCUGCACUGUCAUCUCGUUUGCCGGCCGGGUGAAUCUCCAGUAACAUGUCAAAUCCAGCGAGGAGACGCAGCUAGCUAACUGUCGGCAGUGUUGAGUAUGUGCGACUGCUGAGACGAGUUGCUGAGAGCACGCUGCCCAGGAUCCGCGUUCCCUUUUGCCCCUACCUGCCUAUCUGGUGAGGCUGGCCCCUCCCACCAUGUCGACAGAGGCGGAGACCAGCGUAAACACCCAGGCCGACCAGGCCCCCGUCAAGACCCCCUCCAAGAAGGAGAAGAAGAAAGGCCCAGAGAAGACAGAUGAGUUCCUGCUGGCCAGGUUCAAAGGUGAUGGUGUCCGAUACAAGGCCAAGCUGAUCGGCGUGGACGAUGUGCCCGCUGCCAGAGGGGACAAAAUGAGCCAAGACUCCAUGAUGAAACUGAAGGGCAUGGCUGCAGCAGCUCGUUCCCAGGGAAAGCACAAACGAAGAAUAUGGGUCAACAUAUCUUUGUCGGGCAUCAAAAUUAUCGACGAGAAAACAGGGGUAAUAGAACAUGAGCAUGCUGUGAAUAAGAUCUCCUUCAUUGCACGAGAUGUGACAGACAACCGAGCGUUUGGCUACGUGUGUGGCGCGGAGGGCCAGCACCAGUUCUUUGCCAUAAAGACAGCCCAGCAGGCCGAGCCUCUGGUUAUUGAUCUAAAGGACCUCUUCCUGUUAAUUUUCAAUUUGAAGAAGAAAGAAACUGAGGGCUCAAAGAAGGAUGAAACCAAUAAAGUGGUGGAGAACGGCAGUGAUUCCUUGCACAGUGGUGAAAGCCAAGUGGAUAAAGGUGUGGAACAGCUGGACCUGUUUGGAGACAUGUCAACACCACCAGACUUGAACACUCCCCCAGAGACUAAAGAUAUCCUAUUGCUGGAUCUGUCCACUGAGAUUGACAACAACCAGAACUGUGUCAAAGGAAAUCCUUUCACCACUUCCUGUGCUCCCUCUGUCCCCCGGCCCAGGCCACAGCCCAGCGCCUCGCCUGAGAACCCCUUCCCCUCUCAGCACAGCUUCUUUCCCGCUCCCAUUCCAGACCCUUUCAGCGACGACCCCUUCUCCAAAAACGAGCCGGCGGCCCAAGGGGCCUCGCUAAACGGCCACCAGAACGGCGGCUCCGACUAUUUCGCCCAGCAGUUUGAUCAGAUAUCCAAUCGGACCGUGAUCCAGGCGCUGGCCAACGGCCAGUGGCCGCUGGAGGGGAAGGCGGCCGAGGCGGCGGCGGCGUCCGCCUGGAAUCAGAACGGGAUCCCGGUGAGGGAGCAGAACGGCUCUCACAGCCAGUCCCCCCAGAACCCCUUUCUGCAAGCCCCCGACAAAAGCCCGCCGCUGCAGAACGGCGUGAAACACGAGCCCGCAAGCAAGCCAGAGCCCCCCGCCCCCCCGGCGAAGGAUUCCGUCAUCAUUAGCCCUCCCCCGCUCAACGCGAAGGCCGGACGAGGACGGAGGAGUGUUAAGUCCCCUACAAAUGACCUGCUUGGAGCGGACCUGUUUGCUUCACCCAGCCAGACAGAGUCACCCCCUUCACCGCAGCAGGACCCAUCUCCAGCGAAACCAGUGGACCUCUUUACCAACGGCUCAUCCUCCAUGUCUGCUCUCGGAACCCUGUUGCUGUCUGCACCCACCUCAGCCCCAGCCCCAGGGAAUGUCCCAUGGAGCCAGCCAGCCCCAUCCUUGUUCUCCGCCCCUCCUGCCGUUCCCCAGCCCCCAGCGUUCACCGCCCCGCCCGUCCCCGCCUGGGGGCCGGUGCCACCGGCGUUUGGGACGGCCACCGUCCCGCAGGUCCCCUCCUGGGGCCAGGCGGCCACCCCGGCAGCCCCUGUAGCCUGGACUCAGCCCUCCGCCAACCCCUUCCAGCCCAGCAUGUUCCCGGCGACUCCAGCGCCAGGCCUGCUGUUGGGGCCGCCGCAGGCCUCCAGCCCCCCUCCUCAGCCCCCGCCCCGCCCCGCCAAGGAGGCCCCCCGGGUGGAGAGCGAUGCCUUCACGGCUCUGGACCCCCUUGGCGAGCGGGGACCAAAGACCGGGAAGGACAUGUUCAAGGACUUCCAGCUGGCCAGGCCGCCGGCCGUCCCGGCGCGGAGGGGUGAGCAGCUGGCCAGCCUCAGCACGAGCGCCGCUUUCGCCCAGUACUUCUCCAGCAAAGUGGGCUUGGCCCAAGAGGCCGCUGAUCACGAUGACUUUGACAUCAGUCAGAUAUCAACCGAAACUAAUGAUCCGCCGAAACCCGCUCCCGUCCCUGUAGCUGGCGCUCCACCCCCAGCCCAGGGCCUCUUUGACAACCCUUUUGGGUCCGGCCUUUUUGGAGCCCCUUCCUCUGCCACGGCUGCUCCAGCUGUCCAGCCUGCUGCACCAGGCUCUUUCGGAGCCCCCUAUGGCAACCCCUUCGCAUGAUCUGUUACCCAACCUGCCAGCGAUGUCAACAUCCAUGACAGCCUUGCUGUGUUCCAGCGUUCACCUACAGUACGGAGCACGUCCUGUUCCCAAACAGGUUUCCACGUCCAGCUGCCGCGGCCAGCCCCAGAUGUUCCAGUUCCUCCAUCUGCAGACAACCCCGCGACCGACCCAGCAUUACUCCAGCAUUCACCCACUCUUCUGUCUCACACGCCAAUGACUAACCACUCAUAAUUCAGUCUGGGAAGAGCAUCCGUCCAGUUUCACUGCCAGCAGAUUUUUAUAAGCAAACCAACCAAUGUCAUAAAAACAAUGAUUGUAGGGAUUCUGAACAAAUUAAGCCAUCUGUGCCGGGAGGCGGUUCACACGACAACUGCUGAAGAAACGGACACAGUCGGAGCUGUAGGAACAGUGAAAGCCAUGCGUACCUGGCAUGAGGGGAGGGGCAGUGACAUUAAAGAGAAGAAUUAUAAGUGGAGUGUGCUGUGUGUGUGUGUGUGUGUGUGUGUGUGUGUGUGUGUUGCCCAUUACUGAUGCUGUAGUUCUCCAUGUCCUACUGCUCCUUGUGGUUGCAUCACACGUUGCUGUUUACCAGAGGUAAAGGUCCACCAAGCAGUUCUAGAACAUCAUGUUUUUUUAUUUCUCAAGACAAGUACUGACCUCUUUCCCCCUAUAUGUGCUCACUUCCUGAGCAUUCCAUGGAUCCAAACAAAACACACCCGGCGGACACUCUUCAGUUUUUUGCAUGUGCCGUGAUGCAAAUUGGAUGCCUCGAUCCGUGUGAGCAGGAACAGAUGUGUUUGAGUGCAGGUCAGUACAGGCGCUCUUAGCGCCAUCUUCUGGACAUCAGAGGAACUGUUCCCAUGCAGAAGAACACAGGAGGGUUGACUGUAAUCAACUCUUGACUGAGAGCAAAGUGGUGGGCUGGUGCAAACUGUAAUUCAAGGACAUCUGAACUGUAUAAGUGUUCUUUUAACCAUGGGGACUGUCUUAAUACCCCCCCCCCCCCCCCCCCCCCCAAAAAAAAAAAAAAUGUGGGUUGAUUUCUGCCUAAAUCCCACACUUACAAUGCCAGGCAUACUGCACCGCCUUCACAUGAUGGAUGUCGUAGUAUAGGAUAAAACACUCAUUUCUCCUCUCCUCUGGACAAGAGUCUCAUGAGACAAUCCUACAUUGUGGUGACUGACAUGCUUUCCUUCCUGCCAAAUGAACCCAUGAAAGCAACUAGCUUUGAACUGAAGAUGCCAUGUUGAGUACUCUGGACAGACGAUUAUGCUCAGGAUGUGGUUUUUAAAAAUCUGUUUAUGGCAUGAGUCAUACUUUACCCAGUCACAAGAAAAAAAUGAGUGUUUCUACGUAGCAGUUAUUAAUGUGUUGCUUAACCCCUGAGUCAUCAAUCAAACCAUAAAUUGUAAUAUUAUGUUGAAGUAUUGCAUGGCAUUGCGCAAGAUAUUUUGAUGGGUCACUGAUUAGUGUCCAGUCUGAAGUUUAGGGCAGUUAAAAAGAUAAACAAUCACUCAUACUGGAAAUUUAAGCUUUGUCUUGGCAGAACCUUUUCGUGUGUGAAUGUGCGAGUGCCUGUGUAUGUGUGACGUGUGUAUGUAUAUAUAUAAAUAUAAAUAUAUAUCCUCUGUUGUGCACUUCCCCUUGUGUAUCCUGGAUGUUAUGUAACUAAAGUGAAUGUAUUAUUUAGUCAUUGCAUUAAACUGGAAAUUUAGCUUCCUAGGUUCUAAAUAUUUCAUAUACCUUUGUAACACAAUUUGUAUUAAAAAUGUAAAACAUUCAGGUAUGCCUUAUAAUAAAGAGAUAACUGUCUGUAGGGUACCUGUGUGUUUCGUUUCUUUUACUGUCCUGUUUCGAACGUCUGCGAACGCUGUGGUUUGUCCCGAUAUUUCAUAAAAAAAGAACCUUGCUCCAUUACAUAACACCAUAACAGCUUCACACCAUUAAAGCUCUGCAGUAUUGCAUAUUACCAUUAAAACCUGAGUGCACCACAGCAACACACUUGAAAAACAAACGCAGUCAAAUGUAUACACUUACUGUGUUACCUUCAAGAAAUGAAAUAAACUGAAA